AUGAUGAGUGAAGAGUAUAAUUCUGCUCUGCAACAGAUCGCAUUACAUUUGCUCGGCGAUGAUUGCAUUCACGGAGAUCAUUUGCCUGCCAAUACGGAACAGGGAUCGAAGUGCGGCAAUAGACGGACAAUUAGUUCGUCGCUUAAGAUUUCUGUUCCGUGUGAACCGCAUUACAGAGGAGUGCGUCGCAGACCCUGGGGGAAAUUCGCGGCGGAAAUCAGGGACUCCGCCAGGCAUGGGGCCCGCAUUUGGCUUGGAACUUUCGUCACUGCAGAGGCCGCCGCUGUUGCAUAUGACCGUGCCGCUUUUAAAAUGAGAGGGGCCAAGGCUAUGCUCAACUUUCCCCUCAACGCCUCCGCUUACGCUGAGUGGGUCUCGGAGUGUGGUCACAUGGAGUCCAAGAAGAGGCGCAGAAAGAGUAGUAGCAGUGAGUUGGAGGCUCAGCAGUCAUCAGCACGCUCAAAGAUUAAAAUUGAUGUAAGCGAUGAAAAAGACGAUGUUUUUGGGAGAUUAGUAAAUUUGGAGCCCCUUUCUCCACUCCCCAUCUUUCUUUUCCCUGUAUCAAGUGCAGGUGGGAAGCGUCUAUUCUGGCUUCAAAAUGACAGUACGGAUUGA
This is a messenger RNA of Cryptomeria japonica (Japanese cedar), 615 nucleotides long. RefSeq names its product ethylene-responsive transcription factor ERF104-like. Gene Ontology annotation, molecular function: DNA binding; DNA-binding transcription factor activity. The record is from RefSeq and is a predicted model, not a curated record. Bases 1 to 615 code for a protein of 204 amino acids. Gene Ontology annotation, biological process: ethylene-activated signaling pathway; regulation of DNA-templated transcription. The transcript has a single exon. NCBI's taxonomy places the organism in Eukaryota, Viridiplantae, Streptophyta, Pinopsida, Cupressales, Cupressaceae.